CACAUCAUCAAAGGAGCCUGGGAACGUCACCACUGUGGAGAGUCUGGGGCCACCAGAGCAGAGGAAGGGCCUUCCAGAGUUGCCCUAGGAUGAUGCCUGUCCUCAGGGGCUGAGGUCUCCCUGGCAGAGGGGAGUAGAAGAGAGGGAUGAAGGAAUUUUAGGGGUUCGUUUUACAGUGGCCAGUGGGGAUCAUCUCGGGACCCUGACCUCAGAGGGAGUACAGAACAGGUGGUGGCUGAGGGACCAUACCGCAGAGAAGAGACUGGCCAGAGGGAUCCUUGGGGCCAGCUUGCAAAGUGGCCAGUUCCAGGUUGCACGGAGAACCUGACCACUGUGGCCUCCCCACGGUGGCUGUGGAAAGUGAGAGGACACGGUCCACACUGGCAGUGUUCAGUGUCUGUGGUGUCACUGCCCUGGGGUCAAAAGAGGAUAGAAUGAAAUUUAAAAGGAUCCUGUUCCUGAUCUCAUUCAUUGUGACACUGCUGAUGGCUAAGCUUUACUUCAGGAAUGGCCAAGUGAAAGAACUCCAGCUUUCAGCGUGGUUUCACCCCAGGAAACGCCCGGAUGUCCUCACGGUCACCGACUGGCUGGCCCCCGUGUUGUGGGAAGGCACCUUCAGCAGGCAGGCCCUGCGCAGGCAUUACAGGGAUCAGAACCUCACCAUGGGGCUGGCCACCUGCGUCUCUACCAGGACAGCAAGUGACCACAUGGAGCGGUUCCUGCGCUCAGCUGCUGUGCACUUCAUGCCCGGCCAGCGGGUGAUCUUCUAUAUCAUCCUGGAUAGCUACGUGGAGCCACCUGACAUAGAGCCCAGGCCCCUGCAGAGCUUCCAGAUCCUCAUGAUGGACGAGGAGUGGUGGUUGCCAAGCCUGAAGCUCAUGUGCCUGAAAGUCCUGGAGGAGCACCUGGUGAGCCACAUCAGGGAGGAGGUGGACUUCUUCUUCAGCAUGGACAGCAGCUUGUUCUUCCAGGGCGACUUUGGCCUGGAGACACUGGGCACAUUGGUGGCCCAGCUACACAUCUGGUGGUACUUCCAGAACCAAAUCCUCCCAUACGAGCGCAGGUCCAGCUCGGAGGCUUACAUCCCCUUGGGACAAGGCGACUUCUACUAUGGGGACACCAUCCUGGGUGGCACGCCCUGGCAGGUGCUGGACCUGGUAGAGUGGUGUCUGAAGGGCAUGGUUCAGGACCUGCAGAAUGGGCUUAACAGCACCUUUGAGAAGUACCUCAACAAGUACUUUUUCCUCCACAAGCCCACCAAACUGCUGUCCCCCGAGUAUGGCUGGGACCUCAGGUUCAACCUCCCUCCCCAGGUGAGGUACAUCAAGGUGGCACAGCAACAGGAGGUCUGAGGCCAGCCCCUGAGUGUCCGGGCAGCUGUCCAUCCCCUGGAGGCUGAAAAUGAGCCCCUCCCCAAAGAGAUUUCCCUCCUUGCGGCUUUUACCCGUCCAGUUUGGCAAAUAGAGGGCAAAGGACAGAGGAGGGUUAUUUGAGGUCUACACACAGUAGCAUGCCAGCUCUGUAUUGGAGAAAACACGGAAAUACUUGGGAUGCAGAACCAUUAUUUUUAA
Molecule: messenger RNA, 1571 nt
Organism: Cavia porcellus (domestic guinea pig)
Lineage: Eukaryota; Metazoa; Chordata; Mammalia; Rodentia; Caviidae
Gene: Glt6d1
Product: glycosyltransferase 6 domain containing 1
Exons: 5
Coding region: 435-1352 (305 amino acids)
Biological process (GO): carbohydrate metabolic process
Cellular component (GO): Golgi apparatus; membrane; vesicle
Molecular function (GO): hexosyltransferase activity
Source: RefSeq, a predicted model, not a curated record